UCAUCCCCCACUCCCAGCGCUUUCCUCCGUACCCUUCUACUUCUUCUCCUCCUCCACCGCCGGUGGAUAUCCUAUCCUGAUAUCCCGAUAAUUUUAUCCGCAACAGCAGCGAAAAAUGCGGCGGCUCUGGGAUAUCCUGGCCAUCGUCGGCGUCCUUGUCGUCCUGGCGGGCUCCGUUCCGGCGACCCUCGCGGCGACCCACACUUACAACAUAACCAAGAUCCUGGCAGACCACCCGGAGUUCUCGACGUUCAACCACUACCUGAGCGCUACCCGGCUGGCCGGCGAGAUCAACCGGCGGCGGACCAUCACCGUCCUCGCCGUCGACAACUCCGCCAUGGCCCCGCUCCUCGCCAAGCACCUCACCCUCGAGUCCCUUCGCAACGUUCUCCGCCUCCACAUCCUCGCCGACUACUACGGCGCCAAGAAGCUCCACCAGCUCACCGGCGGCUCCGCCGUCGCCUCCUCCAUGUUCCAGGCCACCGGCGACGCCCCUGGAACCUCGGGCUACGUCAACAUCACCGACCAUCGAGCCGGCAAGGUCACCUUCAUCGCCCAGGACGCCGGCGACAGCACAGCUCCAGCCAGUUUCGUUAAGUCCGUCAAAGAAAUGCCCUACGACCUCUCCGUCAUCGAGAUCAAUGCCGUCCUCACCUCGCCGGAGGCCGAGGCGCCCGUCCCGCCUCCGGCGCCGGUGAACCUCACCGACCUCAUGUCCAAGAAGGGCUGCAAGGCCUUCGCCGACCUCCUUCUCGCCGACCCCGACGUCGAGAAGACCUUCGACGCCACCGUCGACGGCGGCCUGACCGUCUUCUGCCCCGGCGACGCCGCCGUCAAGGCCUUCAUGCCCAAGUUCAAGAACCUCACCGCCGAGGGCAAGGCGUCGCUCCUCCUCUACCACGGCGUCCCCGUCUACUACUCCAUCCAGAUGCUCAAGUCCAACAACGGCGCCGUCAACACCCUCGCCACCGACGGCACCUCCAAGAGCUUCAACUACACCGUCCAGAACGAUGGCGAGGUCGUCACUCUCAAGACCAAGAUCGUCACGGCGACCAUCAAAUCCACCAUCAUCGAUCAGGAUCCGGUCGCCGUCUUCGUGGUCGACAAGGUCUUGGAACCAAGGGAGCUGUUCAAGGUCGCCGUGGAUGUGUCGGCGCCGGCGCCGGCGCCGGUGGCGAAGAAGCACAAGACCGCCAAGGGUACAGCCUCGCCUCCCGCUCCCGCCGGACCGGAAGAGGCGCCGGCAGACGAGAAGGCCUCCGACAACGCCGCCAGGAGGAGUGGUGGUAAGUGGGUCGUCGCGGCGGUGGCAACCGUCGCGGCGGUGGCGGCCGUGGGUGUUUACUAGAGUUCCUUUUAUUUUUCUCCUUUUCUUUUUCUUUACAAGAAAAAUUUGUGUAAUUGAUUUGGUGGUGAAAUAAGUGAGAGAAAUCUCCGUCGUUGAUCGAUGGAGGGGGUUAUAAGUGGAUUGCUUGUAAUGUUAAAUCUUAAAUUAUGCAACAUUUUGUAAUAUUAGCAUUCGCUGGACUUUGGAUUGUUUGUCUAUACUUUGUUACAGAAUAGAGACAAGGUUUGGAGCUAAA
Messenger RNA from Elaeis guineensis (African oil palm), 1583 nucleotides. Its product is annotated as fasciclin-like arabinogalactan protein 2. Lineage: Eukaryota; Viridiplantae; Streptophyta; Magnoliopsida; Arecales; Arecaceae. Gene Ontology annotation, cellular component: plasma membrane. The record is from RefSeq and is a predicted model, not a curated record.